AUGCGGGAAGAUUGCAGGUGUUUUCUAUGGGGCAAAUCAGAACAUACUUCUAAACCCUCUCUGGUAUCAUGGAGAAAUGUCUGUGUUCAAAAGAAAUAUGGAGGGUUGGCAAUCUUCUCGGCAAGACUUUGGAACAUUGCUACUGCCCUAAAAAUGAUGUGGAGUAUCCACAUGAAUAAGGAGCUUUUGUGGAUUAAAUGGUCCCAUGAAAAUUAUCUGAAAAGUAGUAGCAUUUGGAUGGUUAAAGCUAGAAAGGGAGACUCUUGGAUGUGGAAACAACUAUUGAGUAUCAGAGAUAAAUGUAUUGAUAUGUGUGGAGGGAUUGAUAACCUCAUUCAGCUUCUCAGUUCAUGCUGCAACAAAUCAAAAAUUAAGCUCUCUGACAUUUAUUCCAGGCUGUCACCUAUUACAUCUCAAGUGGCAUGGCAUGAUACAGUUUGGGAGGAUUUAAGCUAUCCAAAGCACCAGUUCAUACUAUGGCUGGCAGUCCAGGAUAAGCUUCAAACUCAAGACAGGCUCCUUAGACAUGGAAUUAUUCAGGCUUCAGUAUGUAAGCUUUGUGACUGUUCUAUCUCAGAGAGCAGAAAUCACUUGUUUUUCGAGUGCACUUUGUCAAAAAAGGUUUGGAAUUGGUUGAGGGGUAAGGGUAUGAAACAAAAGAUUAAGAGGAUGGCUUUUGCUGCAACAGUCUAUACUAUUUGGAAUGAAAGAAACUGCAGAAUAUUCAAUCUGAAGAGCAAAACUCCUGACAUUUUAAUGAAGAAUAUCAAGAUAGAUGUCCUCACUAUUAUUUUGAAUUCUCAGUCAGCUGAUUGUAGGGAAUGGGGUUUCUCCAUAUAG
Messenger RNA from Asparagus officinalis (garden asparagus), 840 nucleotides. RefSeq lists its product as uncharacterized. The transcript is spliced from 3 exons. The coding region runs from base 1 to 840 and encodes 279 amino acids. The record is from RefSeq and is a predicted model, not a curated record. NCBI's taxonomy places the organism in Eukaryota, Viridiplantae, Streptophyta, Magnoliopsida, Asparagales, Asparagaceae.